Molecule: messenger RNA, 1363 nt
Organism: Strongylocentrotus purpuratus (purple sea urchin)
Lineage: Eukaryota; Metazoa; Echinodermata; Echinoidea; Camarodonta; Strongylocentrotidae
Exons: 5
Coding region: 1-783 (260 amino acids)
Biological process (GO): triglyceride catabolic process; lipid homeostasis
Cellular component (GO): lipid droplet; membrane; cytoplasm
Molecular function (GO): triacylglycerol lipase activity
Source: RefSeq, a predicted model, not a curated record
AUGUCUGCUCCGGAAUGCCUGCUGCAACAUUUAGAUGCCAUCCUCGCACUGUCUACGAAGAUACACAGCCUUCCGAAGGGAGCUUUGACCCCUGGAUUCGACCUGACACAGGAAAUACGUCAUAUUCUUGAAGGUCUUCUAAAGAAUAAUUGCCACGACACGUGUUCGAAUCGGCUCCACGUACCACUGCAAGAACUUGUGACGACGGAAAACAUCCCAGUGCACAUGCGCAGGAGACCACAAACUUUGGAGGAGGAGUUACAGCCCCUCAAGCCCCCCACGAAGUCGGACAUCGUGACGGUCGACGGGAAGGCGUAUCUUUUUGGUGAUAAGCAAGUUGUGACGGCGUAUUCGACAAAGCAGUCCCUCAUUGAGGUUUUACUCGCUGCAGUUUACUAUCCAUCCAGCCCCACGGCAAGUGCCCCGACCGUAAUGGGAAAGCACUACGUCGACGUGAGCGCGCUCUCCGGCACGCCCAAAGACGCCACCGACUGCGGCUUCCCACCAUCCGGUCACGUGAUCACCAUCGCGCCCGAUAAGAACGCGGGACUGAGUAGACCGCGCGACAACCUCACCCUGGGUCUUCGUGACGUCGGCAGAGAUAAUUACGUCAUCAAACCGUGGCACAUGUUUCGUCUGGGCGAGGGGCUGUACCCCCCGCGGAGGGAGGAAUUGGAAAAGACAUUUCUGGAUGGGGUUUCGGACGCUAGGGAGUUCCUUAAAAAGUUUCAACUGUACGACGAAGGAUACGAUAGCCACCCUUAUGGGGCGCCUAUGUAUUGAUGUUUUGAUGGGUUAUCAUAUUUAAUUCUGCAUAAAGUAUUUUUUUUUUAAAGAACUGGCUAAGAAAAAUUUAUCAUCAUAGCUUUGAAUUCAUUUCCCUCCUCACUGCCUUCCAUCUGGUUGAAAUAAAGGCAAAGUUUCCAACAAGCCAAUAGCUGUCUUUGACUUGAAUCGAACUCUGAUCUUCUGCUGCGUAUACGAAGCCUAAAUGCCUUAACCACUGGACCACGUAGACGGGUUGUGCUGAAGGUGAAAAUCGGCUUCAUCUUAUACGAUCGCCGACAGACAACAUCUCCAACUUCUCAGCAGUUUUCUUAUUCCCUCUUUCUCAUUUUAAGAACGGGAGUGUAUAGAACUAUCUCAAGAGCAUACGUUUUGAUCUUGAGAGAGAGAGAGAGGGAGAGAGAGAGAGAGAGAGCAUAAUAUAGCAUAACUUCGUUUAAUGUCAGGUGAAACAUUUGCGUUGGUGCUUGAGAAAGAGGCAGGAACCAACAAAUUUGUAUACAAAAUAAUUUCAAAAAUCAUACUUUUUACAUCUAACGUUUUCACAAUGAUACCUUUUACAUGGCGUUGCAACAUC